This is a messenger RNA of Aegilops tauschii subsp. strangulata, 315 nucleotides long. Lineage: Eukaryota; Viridiplantae; Streptophyta; Magnoliopsida; Poales; Poaceae. The record is from RefSeq and is a predicted model, not a curated record.
AUGGCCACUGCGACGUCGGCUGCCCCUGCUAGCUCGCCGGCGCCCCGCCGUCCUCACCCCGCUCGCCACCACCCGCUCGCGCCGCCCCUGCCCGCGCUGUCCGCCACCGCGCCCGCUACCCCCCUGGACGCGCGCCCGCCUCCUCGUUGUCGCGCCCCUCCUGGGCUGUCGUCGCUGCUGCUCCGCCGGCGACUGCCCUCGCCGGUGCCGAGCCAGGCCGCCGCGGCCCGCCGUUGCCCUCUGCUCGCCCGACCGGGCGUGCUCGCGCCCGUGGCCGCAUGCCUACCCUGCGCGCCCGUUAGCCCGCCCCGGUAG